AUGAGGAAAAGCUUAGAUUAGAAACAGAAUUGUAAGCAGCUAAAGAUGAGAGGAAAAGGUAAUGAAUAGGAAGUUUUAUAUGGUAGAUUAUUGCAUGAUAGAGAAAUAUUGAAUAAUACCUAUGAAGAUGUGUUGGAUAAAUUAAAUGAGAAAGAAAAGCAGUGCUCUUAAUUAUAGACUGAAUAUGAUAAUCUCGAAAAGUAGGCUCUGAUUUAUAAGGCUGAUUAAGAAAAUAUCAAUAAUGAAGUGAAAUCAAAGAAUGAAAAUCUCAAAUACACAAGAAUGCAAUAUUAAGAAGCUCAAAACUAUAUUUCUUAAUUGUAGAAUGAUCUAGAGGAGUUGCAUAAGUAGAAGGAGAAAUUUAAACAGGAGAGCUUGCUUUAUCAAAAGAACUAUUAGCAAGAGGCUGACACUUGCAUGGAAUUGAAUGCCCAGGUUAUUCAACUCGAUCAAACAGUUAAGCAUCAGGAGAAGACCAUUAUCGAUUAGAAGAAUGAGAUUGAGAGAUUGAAGUCGAUGCAUAUGGAAUGUUUGGAAACUACAGAGGAGUUGAAUCAUGAAUUGGAAUUGGCUAGGAGGAUCAACGAUCAAUUGGAACAUCAACAUAGAGAUGUUAUGGAGGAGUUGGACAAGUUGUCAUUGACAGAGGAGUAAGCAGCCAUGGCAAGGGCUAGUAAAUAUAAGGAAUUGAAGACCAAAUUGAUUAUGGGAACUAAGCAGUUAUAGUAGUUCUCAUCUCCGUUCAAGAGGUUUUCAACAAACAAAAAAUCUUAGCUGAAGUAAUAUGAAUUUUGA
Molecule: messenger RNA, 795 nt
Organism: Paramecium tetraurelia
Lineage: Eukaryota; Ciliophora; Oligohymenophorea; Peniculida; Parameciidae
Exons: 3
Source: RefSeq, a predicted model, not a curated record